AUGGCGCCAUAUGAGACUCUUUAUGGCAGAAAGUGUAGGACUCCUCUGUGUUGGUAUCAAGAUGGGGAAGCAGUGCUUGUCAAACCUGAGUUGUUGGAGCAAACCACUGAGAAAGUGAAAAUGGUGAGGAACAGAAUACAGGCCUCGCAGAGUAGGCAGAAGGCUUAUGCGGAUCGUAGGAGGAGACCUUUGGAAUUCGCUGCUGAAGAUCGUGUGUUCUUGAGGCCGAGAAAGUAUGUGUUUGACCCGUCUCACGUAUUGGAGGUCGAGAAUGUACAAAUCAGGGAGGAUCUCAUUAUGGAAGUGCCACACGUGGCUUUAGAGGAUAACAAAGUUGAGGAACGUCGGGGAAAACCAGUCAGUCUUGUCAAAGUCAUCUGGGAUCGAAGGACAUGUGACUCUACUUGGGAUUAG
This is a messenger RNA of Vigna unguiculata (cowpea), 414 nucleotides long. NCBI's taxonomy places the organism in Eukaryota, Viridiplantae, Streptophyta, Magnoliopsida, Fabales, Fabaceae. The record is from RefSeq and is a predicted model, not a curated record.